CACCGGUCUCAGUGAGGAAAGCGCCACGUUGGAAUGAACAGAGGAACAGACACCAUGUCCUGUCUUCACAUCAGAGGGGUUUUCCUCACUCUGUGUUUGGCUCCAACUGCUUUGUCGAGCCUGCACCCUGAAUGUGAGUACAUAUAUCAGCUGGAGAAAGAGGAGCGUCACUGCCUUCAGUACAUUGCAGAGCAGGGCAACAGAAGCACAGAAGGUUGUCGGCCAUUCUGGGAUGCGGUCGCCUGCUGGCCUCAUGCAGCCGUUGGGGAGACAGUCCAGAGAGCUUGUCCUGCUGUCCUCUCCCUCUUCAGAAACAACACAGGUUCAGUGAGUCGUAACUGCCUCAGUGGAGGUUGGUCCAUGCCUUUCCCACCGUACCUCGUCGCCUGCAGCGUGGAUGAUGACAUUCCUGAGGCAGAGCAGUCGUACUUUGCCACAGUGAAGUUGAUCUACACCUUCGGCUACAGCAUCUCUCUAGUGGUGCUGGUUGUUGCUGUGUUGAUCCUGUUGCUCUUUAGGAGGCUCCGUUGUGCCAGGAACUUCAUUCACAUCCAGCUCUUCAUCACAUUUAUCCUGAAAGCUGUAGCAGUUUUCAUUAAGGAUGCAACUCUCUUCUCCAGUGAUGACACCAACCACUGCACCCUUUCCACAUUUGCCUGUAAGGCCGCUGUAGUCUUCUGUCACUACUGUAUAAUGUCCAAUUUUUUCUGGCUCCUGGUGGAGGCGCUCUACCUCAAUUCCCUGCUGCUCUCGUCCUUUUAUCACAGCCGUCGGUGCCUCUGGGGCUUCAGCCUGCUGGGAUGGGGUGUACCUGUGCUCUUCAUCAUGCUGUGGAUUGGAUCCAGGCUGUAUUUUGAGGACACAGAAUGUUGGGACAUCAACGAGGACUCGCCCUAUUGGUGGAUCAUCAAGGGACCUAUUGUUGUGUCCAUAGCGGUCAACUUCAUUCUCCUCAUGAACAUCAUCAGAAUUCUGAUACAGAAGCUGAAUCCCCGGCUGAUCCACUUCAAUAACUCCUCUCAGUACAGACGCCUGACUAAGUCCACCCUCCUCCUCAUCCCUUUGUUUGGCACUCACUACAUGGUCUUCAAUUUUCUGCCCGACUACUUCAAUGUUAGCCUGCGCUUCUGUAUCGAGCUCUGCAUUGGAUCCUUCCAGGGGCUUCUUGUAGCGAUCCUCUAUUGCUUCCUCAAUCAGGAGGUCCAGAAAGAGGUCCACAUGCAGUGGCUGAGGUGGCAGGAGGGGAGCUAUGGUGUGGUGUCACCUGCUGCAAAAUGCAGCCAGAUGGACACACCCUUCUAGUGGUGGCCCUCACUCUUCUCUUAUAGGUCUUCAGCUAAUAAGACAUUCACCAAGAAUUGCUUCUGUGCAGGUCACUGGCUCCAGCGGGUGUUGGCCACAUGAUCCUGAAAUCAUUUGACAUUUUACACACAUUUUAAGACAGAGCCUGUGAAUCUCAUAUGCAUUUCCCAUAAGACACUGUGGUAACAAAUUUAUAAAGAUCAGCUCCGAGAUGUCCUCGUAGCCUCACUGGUCAAAUUAAAGAAUUGCAAACUUUGCAGAGCUGAGAUUUAGCCUAAUGAUAGAAGAAUAAUCAAUUACCAAGUAAAUAGUUUCACCAGAUAACCCACAAACUGACAAACUGUCUUGCUCAGUGUUUAAUGCAAUCACUGAUGCUGUAGCAAAACCUGCUGAACAUUUGAUAUCCAGACUUUUUCCUAUGGAGCCGACCCACAAAUGAUUCAUCACUCAGCUGAGUAGUUGAAAUGGGUCAUCAUUAGGGACACGCCAAUGCAAUACUGAUGUCUGAUAUCUGUCCAAUACUGAUUCAAAUAGCUGGAUUAGGUAUCAUGACAAUGUGGCCCGUUUUAUUAAGUUCAGUUCCAUGUGUAUCUCGGAUUACAUGUGCACAUACUACGUAAUGUCUCAGCAGUGCUGGUAGACCCCAUAGUAGAGGGAGCUGACAACAAACACGUCAGCUGUAAGGGUGUGUUUCCUGCUUGCUAUGUCACCAAGUUACGGUUACUGGUGUACGAUCUAUUAUUUUAAUAUUAAUAAAUUCACAAAAUUUAAACCUAUGUAUUUAUUUGUUACAUUUUGAUUUAUAGAUUUAGGAACACAAUGUUUAAGUCAAGCCUGAUGUUGCCUUACAUAUGAAAUAUAUACUGUAAGAAUGAUCCCAGUCACUUCAACACAGUGAGGCAUACAGCUCAUUAAUAAAACACUGGUAGCAGUAUCUGGACUGAAAACAUUGGAUUGGUGCAUCCCUGGUUAUGUUUUAUGACUUUCAUAUUAUUCAGUGCUAUAAUAACAUUGUAUUACACAAUAUAUUACUCAUAUUAUCUCAGACUGUGGGAGGCAUUCUUUGAUUUUUAUGAGUUGUUCAGCACACUGAGAUUUUCCCUAAGUGUGUGUAUGCUUUGUUGUGGUCUUUGUAUUUAUUUAAAAAAGAAAUUUGGUGUAAUAUUAUUUAUUUAUUGUCAGUAAGGAUCAAGGUCAAAAUCAAAUACCUCACUUGCAGCUUAAUGAAUGAAUAUCUCAAAGUGUACUCGUGAUCAGCUGAGGCAUCAGCUACUACAGUCUGUUUGAGUGAAAACCUGGACACCCUUGAACUUUGAUGGCACAACGUUGAGAGCCACUUCACUGUGUACUUGUACUUGCGUGUUGUGUGUUGUCAUGUCAUGUGGUCGCUUCCACCAAUAUGAAAGAAAACCUCCACUGCCAUCUGCAAGUCAGCAAAGGACUAAAAAACACAAACAGAAAUAAUUCUUAAUUAUUUGAUAUCAAUAUAUAUGAUGCUUACUUAUUGUACAGUGUUUUGACAUGCAUGGUUAAAAAGGACUGAUAAAACUACAACUCCCAUAAUCACCAAAUUUGCAUUAGAUCUCUUUUUGUUAGAAAUUUAGACUGUUGGUGUAAUUUUUGUGUUGUAAACUGAUGUAAAUAUUUCCAUCAAGAUAAAAGAUCAUGCAAAAUAUUGAAUCACUGCCCAGUUCUGCACCGUCCACAAUCCCCUUGUUACAAUAUAUAUUUUUUUUUGUAAAUGAAACAUUUGCCUUAAACUAAAUGUUUAAACUAGUCUCUAUUGUUUCACAGUCACUUCUAUCUGUUGUUGCAUUAGAUGUUGCUGCUUUCCUUGUGCCUCUGUGGUGUUUUAAUGCCUUGGUCUUGCAAGUUAAAGCAUAAAAAUGUUUACUGUGGCUCUCUGCAACCUCUCUCACAGAAUAAAGAUAUCAGCUGGCAGCUACAAAGUGUUAAAUCAUCAAUCAUGAUAAAAGCUACGACCGUCAAAGUCAUUGUGGCUGCACGUAGCUCAUACACAGUAGAUGCAAUCUGAAUACAAUGUGUGCUGAUAUUAGAACACUAUAAAAUUAUUUUAAUAUUUUUUUCCCCAAU
Molecule: messenger RNA, 3396 nt
Organism: Epinephelus lanceolatus (giant grouper)
Lineage: Eukaryota; Metazoa; Chordata; Actinopteri; Perciformes; Serranidae
Gene: ghrhrl
Product: growth hormone releasing hormone receptor, like
Biological process (GO): adenylate cyclase-activating G protein-coupled receptor signaling pathway; positive regulation of cell population proliferation; cell surface receptor signaling pathway
Cellular component (GO): plasma membrane
Molecular function (GO): growth factor binding; G protein-coupled peptide receptor activity; peptide hormone binding
Source: RefSeq, a predicted model, not a curated record